Molecule: messenger RNA, 356 nt
Organism: Racocetra persica
Lineage: Eukaryota; Fungi; Glomeromycota; Glomeromycetes; Diversisporales; Gigasporaceae
Source: the annotation of a GenBank genome assembly
UCAAGACAUGUCCCCCGAUAAUGAGUCUGAUAAUGAAUACGACGAAAGUAAAGUUAUAAAAGGCGAACCUUCAUAUAAUGAAGCCAAAUAUCUUGUUGUUAAUGUUUUCAAUUUCGGUCCAAGAACGUUAAGGUUUGUAAGCGCACAGACAACAGCGGGCGAAGUAGUAGCUGUUCCUGAUCCAAAUGCCAUUAUCACAUCAGGAGCUGGUAGAGGAAAUAUGGCAAGACUCGUAUUCAAGCAAAGCCCUUGGAGAGGCCCAGAAGUCAAUAUAAUUUUUCAAGGAAAAAAAGGUAACUUUAAUCUUUAUGCUCAGCAGAAUUAUGCCUUUUUGGAAGCUGGGAAUGUCAGUGCAA